Molecule: messenger RNA, 2071 nt
Organism: Dermacentor albipictus
Lineage: Eukaryota; Metazoa; Arthropoda; Arachnida; Ixodida; Ixodidae
Source: RefSeq, a predicted model, not a curated record
AAUAUUCACCGUGUCUUCGGCAUAGCGAGUUGAAGAAGCUCAAUCGUCACUGUCAUUAUCACAGGCUCAUUCCAACGGCCCCAGCAACCUGGUACCGUGUCCCAGACUGCACCCAGGAUCUGUACUCUCGCGUUUCCACUGGCUCACUGCAUCCGCUAUUUCGUCUGAUCCAAGGCUACACGAGUUCACAGUGGUGAUCGGAUUUGCCGACUCUGGGCCAUUAAGAAGAUGUUCACGGGGGAUUCAAACUACCGUGAGUCGUCGUCCAAAACGCCUACUGCUUCUUCGUCGGUGGGAAGCUCCGCCUCUUCUACUAGACGUCAAUCGGACGCUGGAUCCGAAAAAAGCGGACAUUCUGAAACGUCUGCUCUGGGGCGUGGUGAGAGGCCACAGAGCUACUUCUGGACGGUGACCACCAUCUUGAUCAUUUUCAUGCUCCUCGGCGUCAUUGUGGUUCUUCUAGUUAACCGUGGUCGUGCCAACGCGGGAGCUUUGGUGGCGGGCGCCGCCGGCUAUGACGGUCGUUGUGACAACACCACCCGACCAGCACGUUUCGUGCACACGACAUCGGGCAAAAGGAAGCCCCGCACUAGGCGCGUGCCGCGCACGUCGGCCCGCACCGCCCCCUGGUGCGACGAAGUGGGACGCCACUCGACCGUCCGGAGGCGCUGCCGAACCAGGCCCGGACGCAGCACGCAACCCAUGACGACCUCUACUCAUUCUGUGACGUCGUCUGCGGCUAUGACGACGACUGCGGCUAUGAGGCCGACUGCGGCUAUGAGGCCGACUGCGGCUAUGAGGCCGACUGCGGCUAUGAGGACGACUGCGGCGGCAGAACCGAGUUCUGAGACGAGCAAGCGACCAGAACCAGUGAGGCCCCGGAGGAGGCCCACACGGCAUGUUUCCAACACGACGACUGGCGGUCGAAGAAGAAGCACUAGCCACGCUACUACCACGACUAGGAUGCCCCUGUUGUGCACCGUGGGCAGCAAGGGCGUCGCGUUCAGCACGUUCCCUCCGGCGGGGUUGUGCAGCUACGUGUUCUUCACGCACGUGCUGGUCUCGGACGGUGCCCUGCACGCCUCCGACGGCCCUGGCGCCUGGUCGGACUUUGUACGCACCAUGAAAGAGGAGGGGUUCGCGGACUACCCGGCUGGCAUCUCCUUCGACAUGCUGUACGCCUAUAAUACGACCUUCCUGGACAGUCCUAUGGUACGCAAGGAACUCAGAGACCUGGCCACUGGCACCAGCAUCAAACACUACGGCAUCCUGAAUGUCAUGACACGUGCCGCCUAUCUGCACUACCUGGUUACAGCGGUAAAAAGUGCAAUUCCGAAAAUGAGGGAGCUGCAGGGAGGAGACCGGAGCCGGCACAUCGUGAUGGCAGCGGGCGUAUCUACCUUCACUGAGGCUACUGCCUGGUCCACCUAUGAGACCCAGUUCAAGGUGCUUGCCGGGCUUGACGUAGACAUCCUGAUAAGCAUAAGCAGCGUGAACACUAUGGAGUUGGACACGAUCUGCUAUGCGGCGCCACCGGCCGUCUGGAACUCAAGAAACUCUCUCUUCCUCGGCUUCGAGAAACACUCCACGCUGCUGCUCACUUCGGAGUCCUACCUACGGACGCAGCUCUACGUGGGCCUCUCGUUUGAGAUGGGAGUCACCAUGUACAAGCUCAAGAAUGCAACUACACUCCCAGAGAAGGCGCUGUACGCACCGUGCACUGACUUCGCUCUCGUUGGGUACGAGCAGGUGUGUGACCCACACGUGAAGCUCACGAAAAUGGAGGACCUUCCCGUACACUUUGGAGCCACUUCAACAUCCGUCUUCUUCUACGAUACCUGGGAGACAAUGAAGAAAAAGGUGGACCGAGUGAUGAGUCGCCCCCUGCGCCGCAAGAUCGCUUGGCUCCUGUUCGACACGCACCUCUCUGACUCCACCUGGGAAUGCAGCGGAAGCUUCGAACGGGAGCAGAAGCUGCGAGAGUACCUGGACACGUUUGCCUGAAGCCAUUGUGGCCAUCCACGCUGUGCAAGUGCACGCACAACCUUGCGUAAAUAACAGAGGAAACCAA